Amphibalanus amphitrite is the source of this 842-nucleotide messenger RNA. RefSeq lists its product as uncharacterized. The transcript is spliced from 3 exons. NCBI's taxonomy places the organism in Eukaryota, Metazoa, Arthropoda, Thecostraca, Balanomorpha, Balanidae. The record is from RefSeq and is a predicted model, not a curated record. Bases 11 to 439 code for a protein of 142 amino acids.
GACGCUCAACAUGGCCCACCGAGGAACGCUCGCUGUGCUCUGCCUGGCCAUGCUGGCCGUGGCCGUCUCCGCCCAGGGUGGCGGAGGUGACGGCUACGGCAAACAGCCGGACGGCUACUUCCAGUACGUCAACGUGCCCGGACACAAGGAGUACGAGUUCGGCUGGAACCGCGGCAACCCGCACCACUACAUCAGCCGCUACGAGCAGGCCAAGGACCACCGCUUCCGCACCCGGGUCAAGUGGGCCGACACCAAGGGAGGAUACGGCGAGCAUUACUGGGAGUACAACCACGCGCCCAAGGGCUACGGCAAGGGCGACCACAAGGGCGGCUAUGGCAAGGACGAGCACAAGGGCUACGAGCCGCCGUCGUACAAGGCGCCCUCGUACGAGCCCCCCUCCUACGAACCCCCCUCCUACGAGCCCCCCAAGUACCAGUAGGGCGCUCUCGACAGCGACCUCUUUCCCAACAUAAAGACACAGAUGGCUCUGGGAUUUCUGAGCUGAGCGGAGCGGCCGGCCGGCCGGCUCCACCGACGACCGGCGGAGACGAGAGAGGGCCGAGUCCGUGCACUAGAUCAUCUUCAUAGAUUGUGAACUGUCGAGCUUUCAGACGGUGGGAACCCAGAGCUGACCGGUGUGUUACUUGUUGAUACCGGCUCGGCGGGAAGUGUGAAUCACUGUGCACUCAACUACUCGUGGUUCUAGUCGUGUUAUGUCAUCGCCGAGUGCAAUCUGAAAAAAACGUGAUUUGAUCGUCGGAUAAAUCACUGAUGAAAACAUCAACAAUUGACAACGUGUAUGGAAACACACUCUUGCAAUAAAACAAGUACAAUGCUAUUAA